This is a messenger RNA of Erinaceus europaeus (western European hedgehog), 1117 nucleotides long. It is a transcript of the gene CD79A, whose product is annotated as CD79a molecule. Gene Ontology annotation, cellular component: membrane; B cell receptor complex; external side of plasma membrane. Gene Ontology annotation, molecular function: transmembrane signaling receptor activity. The coding region runs from base 133 to 810 and encodes 225 amino acids. Lineage: Eukaryota; Metazoa; Chordata; Mammalia; Eulipotyphla; Erinaceidae. The record is from RefSeq and is a predicted model, not a curated record. The transcript is spliced from 5 exons. Gene Ontology annotation, biological process: B cell receptor signaling pathway; B cell differentiation.
GCAGUGGGGCCAGUGGAGCCCAUCUCCGGCAGGGCUGGGCAGGAAGCGGGGCGGGGUUAGGAGGGCCAAGCUGAAGUAGGUUCUGGUACCAUAGGACAGCUGCAGCCCAGACCAGCCAGCCCACAGGGAAAGAUGCCUGGGGGUCAGGGAGUCUUCCGAGCCCUUCCUGCCGCCAUCUUCCUCCUCUUCUUGGUCUCAGGAAUGGGCCCUAGGUGCCAGGCCCUGCGGGUGGAGCCAGGUCUGCCCUCGGUGACGGUGAAAGUGGGGGACGAGGCCCGCCUCCAGUGUCUAUACAAAGACAGCAAGCCCGGCAGUCAACCCAAGGUCACCUGGUGGCUCGCUCUCCAAAGCAAUCAAACGUGGCCCCCCAAACGCCUGGACUAUGACAACCCCAAGGGUGAGCUGGUCAUCUCACAAGCAAACAAGAGCCAUGGGGGCAUGUACUUCUGCCGUGUGGAGGAGGAUAACAAGACGCAGGAGUCCUGUGGCACCUACCUCCGAGUGCGAGAGCCACUCCCCAGACCCUUCCUGGACAUGGGGGAGAGCACCAAGAACAACAUCAUCACAGCUGAGGGGAUCAUCCUGCUGUUCUGCGCCGUGGUGCCUGGGACACUGCUGCUGUUCAGGAAACGCUGGCAGAACAUGAAGUUCGGGGCAGAUGCCCAGGAUGACUAUGAAGAUGAAAAUCUUUAUGAGGGCCUGAACUUGGAUGACUGCUCCAUGUACGAGGACAUCUCCAGGGGCCUCCAGGGCACCUACCAGGAUGUGGGUAGCCUCCACGUUGGAGAUGUCCAGCUGGAGAAGCCGUGACCAACAGGAGCCUGCUAUGCUCCAUCUGCAGUGGCACCCUGUGAUCCUGGAACCUGCUCUUUCCUACAAGUGUCCUGAGUCACUUCCCUUUGGGUCCACUCUUCCCUUCAAACUGUCUUCUAACCCUGUACCAGCACCCUGACUCAAUCCUUUCCUUCAACCCUCCCCCUCCUUCUUUCCCUGGCCCCCAGCUCUGCGCAUAAUGAGCCCUUAAUUGCUGCCUCCAGGGGCACUGAUGGCAGCAGCCUCGUUAGUGUCACCUCCCCUCUGCUCUGUCAUGGCCACUUAGUGAUAAUAAAUCCUUCCU